Messenger RNA from Cadophora gregata, 1691 nucleotides. RefSeq lists its product as uncharacterized. NCBI's taxonomy places the organism in Eukaryota, Fungi, Ascomycota, Leotiomycetes, Helotiales, Ploettnerulaceae. The coding region runs from base 208 to 1233 and encodes 341 amino acids. Gene Ontology annotation, cellular component: mitochondrion. Gene Ontology annotation, molecular function: NAD binding; 3-hydroxyisobutyrate dehydrogenase activity; NADP binding. The transcript is spliced from 3 exons. Gene Ontology annotation, biological process: L-valine catabolic process. The record is from RefSeq and is a predicted model, not a curated record.
CUUGCCAAGGUUUACUGGCUGUGUAGCUCGGCUCCAGCAGGCUUUAACUUGGAGUCCCCGCUGCAUUCCCCAUAAGUUUUCCCCGCAUAAGCCAGAGAGGGAAGGUAAGCCACCCGUAAAGCUCCUGCACAUCAAUUAAGGUCCCCUCAUUCAGCAGCUCAUACUCUCUUCUUUCUUUUCUUUAAAAAAAAACCACAACAAUCAAUCAUGAGGUCGAACGUCAGAAGAGCAGCACCGUUGAUCCGGUCUGCUAUCCAGCUCCAGCGAAGGAGCUUCUCAGUCUCCAAUGACAGACAGGCACAGUAUGGCUUCAUAGGCCUCGGGCAGAUGGGCUAUAAUAUGGCUCGCAACUUGCAGGCCAAGCUGCCUUCUACAGAUACGCUUCGUGUUUAUGACAUCAAUGUCGAGUCUGUUGACAGAUUCGCAAAUGAUACCAAGGGAUUAGAUGGAGCUUCCGUGCAAGUUGCGGCUACAGCUAGAGACGCUGCCGAGGACUCUGAAACAACAAUCACCGUUCUCCCCGAACCCACUCACGUCAACAACGUCUUCGGGCAAAUCCUCAAGCCCCCGCUCUCCACAUCAGUCGUCUCCAACCCUGACCGCCUCUUCAUAGACUGCUCUACCAUCGACCCGUCCUCCUCUCGCGAAGUCGCCAACGCCGUACACGUCACACAGCAAGGUCGUUUCGUCGAUGCACCCAUGUCCGGCGGCGUCGUCGGCGCUACAGCCGGGACGCUCACCUUCAUGCUUGGAGCCCCAGACACGCUGCUCGCCCGCGUCGAGCCAAUCUUGCUCAUGAUGGGCAAGAAAGUCAUACAUUGUGGUCCUCAAGGCGCUGGCUUGUCGGGAAAACUAGCGAAUAAUUACUUACUUGCUAUCAACAAUAUCGCUACGGCCGAGGCCAUGAAUCUAGGUAUCAAAUGGGGCCUUGAUCCCAAGGUUUUGGCCAAUUUGAUCAAUGUCAGUACGGGCAAGUGCUGGCCUAGCGAGAUCAACAACCCCGUCAAGGGCGUGAUAGAAAGCGCGCCUUCGAGUCGGGAUUACAAGGGCGGCUUUGGGAUCAGUCUAAUGAGGAAGGAUUUGAAUCUGGCGAUUAUUGCUGCUGCUGAGGCGGGGGCGAAGCUAGAGUUAGGAGAUAGGGCGAAAGAGGUUUAUGAGAGUGCUGAGAAGCAGGAGGAUUGCAAGGGGAGGGAUUUCUCGGUUGUUUAUAGAUAUAUUGGGGGUGCGGAGUAGGUCUUUGAAGUACCUCGAGCACUUUUGAGAUGCAUUGUGAGGCUUUGGCUCUGUACAUAUGGAGUAAAUUUAGACUAUAUGGCCCAAAAUAUGGAUCAUCACCUACCUUCCGAUAGCAUAAGCCUAGUGCAGUUGAUUGUUUUAUUUUGGAACUUCGCCAAUCCAACUUGGACUUGUUGUUCUAUGUCGCUUAGAAUACCGAGGUGAUUGGUUUUGCUCAAGGAUAUUUGGGCCUAUGCACUUCAUCGUUGAUUUCAUCUAUCUGCCUCUGGAUCUUCAAGAUAAUGUCUUGGUUCCCUAUCGUCGAAGAGGCUUUCUAUUGUGUCUAAAAGUACUGUUCCAGUUUGGAAACAUGUCAUGCAUAGAGAGUCUGUAGAUUAUUAGCUAGGUUAAAAUCUACUUGAAAGAGCUUGUUCGCUUGUGAGAUAUCACUCCCAACUCCAUGAUGCUGCUUGGAA